AUGAGGCGCGGGAAGGAGACCAAGGACAGCGUGUCUCUGCUGCCCUGCUUCUACUUCGUGGAGCUCCCCAUCCUGGCCUCGUCGGUGGUCAGCCUGUAUUUCCUGGAGCUGACGGACAUCUUUGAGCCAGUGCACUCUGGGUACUCGUGCAGUGACCGCAGUCUGUCCCUACCCUAUGUGGAGCCCAAGCAGGAGGUGUGCCCUCUGCCCUUGCUCUUCAGCCUGGCCUUUGCUGCACCCACUGUCACUAUCCUGAUUGGAGAGGCCAUCCUGUACUGUUACCUGUCCCGCAGGUCCUCCUCCGGUCACACUGAGGCCAACAUCAAUGCUGCAGGCUGCAACUUCAACUCCUACAUCCGCCGCGCUGUCCGUUUCAUUGGCGUGCACAUCUUCGGCCUGUGCGUGACGGCCCUGAUCACGGACAUCCUGCAGCUCUCCACAGGCCUGCACGCCCCCUACUGGCUGGAGGUGUGCAAGCCCAAUCUGACCCAGCUGAACAUGAGCAGCUGUGAGGAGGGCUUCAUCCUGGAGGACAUCUGCUCGGGACAAGACCAAGGGCUUAUCACGGCGGGGAGGAAGUCCUUCCCGUCCCAGCACGCCACUCUGGCUGCGUUUGCUGCCGUCUAUAUUUCUAUGUACUUUAACACGGUGCUGACAGACUCGGCUAAGCUCCUGAAGCCUCUGCUGGUCUUCUCUUUCGUCAUGCUGGCCGUGCUGGCAGGUCUGACCCGGCUCAUUCAAUUCAGGAACCACCCUGUGGAUGUGUACUGCGGCUGGCUGCUGGGGGCUGCCAUCGCCGUUUAUCUGGGGGUGUAUGCAGUGGGGAACUUCCAGCCCAGCCAGGACCGCUCCAGAAGUCGCCCUUCUCUGCCCACUCUGAGAGAGCCCCCCCUCUCCUCUCUGCCCAACGUCAGCCAAUCAGCUAUGAGCAACAGUCACCCGGUCCACCACACUCUAGUUCCCAGCCAAACAGAGCCCAUCAUCACCCGGACCUCUUCUCACACUCUGAUUCCCAACUCGGAGCUGCCCAUCCUGACCCGUAGCGCCUCGUACCGGGAGCCCUCCAUGAACAUGAAGAGGGCCAGCGCUGAGGUGGAGGUCAUCUCUCCCCCGAGUCCCCUCGGCAACCGGGACAACAUGAGCACGUUUAACAGCAGCACCCUUCCCAGAUCUCAUGGGGGCUCGUCGGUAGAGGAGGGCCGUGUUCCUCGGCGUCACGCCUCCAUCCACGCCUCCAUGGACUCCACACGGUCCAAGCAGCUGCUCAGCCAGUGGAAGAACAAGAACGACAACCGCAAGCUCUCCCUGCAGGUGAUGGAUGGGAUCAGACCGGCUCCUUGCUCCAGUCCACAGAGGAGCCAGGAGAUGCGCUGCGUCUCUGAGCCCUCCCCCAUGGGCCUGGAGGCAGAGCUGCGUGCUAUGACCCACCUCCCAGCCAUGAGCAGUCAGGAGGCAGAGCUGCGCGCCGGGGCCCACAUACCCGCGCAGUACAUGAAGCUAGCGGCCAGCUCGGUCCCGAUGACCAAUCACAAUCACCACAGCCACAAUGGAGGUGCAGGCAUGGGAGGAGGAGCCAGGGUGUCCAUCCAAUCACGACCCGGCUCGUCACAGCUGGUGCACAUCCCAGAGGAGGACAACUCCAACAGUAAGGACCAGGAGAGUGAGUCGGAGGACAGCAUGAUGGAUGGAGGGGGCUCAGUCAGGGAGAAGUGGCUCCGCGUAGCAGAGAAGACCACUCUGCCCUGUCGUCCGCUCAGUGCCGGGGGGCAGCCGAGACUCAUGCAGGUGAUAUCCCUGUCUAAGCAGCAGGGUCUCCUUCACUCCCCUCGCUCUGAGGACGGGGGCAGCAGUCUCAGCUGCACUGGCUCUAUCCGCUACCGAGCCCUGACUGACCAGGACCCCUCCCCACCUGCCUCUACCACUGGAGUGGUUGGAGGAGGUGGUUUGGAAAGAACCGGCAGUAUUGUUCGUGUGGAGGCCCACCCAGAGUCCAAGUCCAACAAGCCUGUGGUGAAGCCCCCGAGCACGGAUGGCAGCGGCUCGUGGCGUUGGAAGCCUCCAGAGCAGCGUCCCUCCCUGCGUCAGUCUGCCUUCAACCUGAACGAGCUUGGCCGCCAUGGAGAGAGCUGCGACCCCGGCCCGCCAGACGGCCGCCGCAGCGUCAUUGGCAAUGAGAUAGAGGUGGAGUCAGGGCCAGAGAGCGGUGGAGGGGCUUACCAGAACCACCCGCACGUUAUGCACCCAUUACACCCGCUGCACCCAAACAACAAUCCCAAUUACCAACAUCAGAACAAUCCCAACUACCAGCCCCAGAACAACCCCAGUACUUUCCAGCACCAAACUGCCAAUCAUUUCCAAAACAAUCCGAAUGCGUAUCACCAUAGCAACAAUCCCAACAAUUUUCACCAUCAGAAUAACCCAAACAGCUACCACCAUCAAAAUAACCCCAACUCCUUUCAGCAUAGCAACAACCCCAACAAUUUCCACCACCAGAAUAACCCCAACAACUUCCAGCAUUCCAACAAUCCCAACCAUUUCCAAAAUGUUGCCAGCACAAAUAGUUUCCAGCAUCCCAACAACAGCCAUAAUAAUUUUCCACAUCCAGUUUUCCCACCGAACAAUCCUUCCAACAACGCUCACAUGAGCUUUCCCCCAAGCUCGCCCAACCCCAACACCCCGAUUCCACCCCCUGCAGCCUUCGCCCCACCCUUCCAUCCCCACCCUCAAGCGGUCACUACCAUCAGAGUCACCCCCGUGGAAGGAACGGCCGCAAGCAGCGAUGGAGGCUCCGACAGUCAGUCCGUGGCAUCAUCGAGCCGCGAAUCCACCCUGAACAGAGACAACGGCAGCAGCGGUCAGCCGGAAAGAGGGCCCACACCCGAUCUCCAUCCUAAUCAUAGGAUCCCGGAGGAAAACAACCAGCUGGAGAGGGAGAGCAGUGUUCGCUUCCAGGAAAAUUUAAGGAAUUUCCAAGAGAGCACCAGCCACCACGCUCUAGUUAACCGUCAACUCCAAGGCAUGUUCCAGAGGCCAGGUCCAACUCCACCCCCAACUCUGCCUCGACCCAUCUUGACCCACACCCCGCCCCCCACUCUGGGACUGGCCUAUAAGGAGUAACAUAGUCCAGUGAUUGACACAGUGAGGUUGAAGGCUCCGCUAGUAAAGGGAAGUGCUGUUUAGCUAACUCUGUGAUAUGCCUGGUUAGCUGGAUACAACCUGUUAGCUCUUCUGUGUUGUUGGGAAAACUCCUUUACAAAAUCUUACGAAUUACAGGACACCUUCAUCAGUAAACCAAGUGAAAUUGUUCACUCCAAAUAACGCACCAAGAAAGACCUGUUUGAAUGUACAUUUGAGCCUCCGAUUCGGUUGCUAGCUGGUUACUACCUAAAAAGCUGAAAAAAGUGUGGAGUAUUGAUAGCAAUAAAUGAUGCUCAAAAGUCGUCAAGAUAAAUGUAAAAUUAUCAUCCAGAAGGGGACAGUGUCCUCUUUAGUUAACCCUAGAAAGCACUUAAAUGACUGUUCCUAGAUGGACAGGAUUGGGUUAUACUUAAGCACCACCAGGGGGCUCUCAAACCACUUGGACCCUGGCAGAUAUAUGGCCUCUAAAGUGCCUUCGGUUCUGGUUAUGAUCGAAGAAUGGUUCGACUCGUGCUCGGUGACUACAGGGUCAUGUGAUCACAGACAUAUUUGUAUUACCUGGACUAAUCAAGACUUGUACUCAUUAAUGUGUACUUUUCACUGUGCCAUGGGAUUACAACUUGUUUUUGGUCUAAUGAACUCCAGCGAUUGACUAACAUUUUCUCGGCAUACAAGGAGAAACGAAACGGGAUUGGUUAAAGCAUUUAGUGUACGGGACCACUCUUAAGUCAGCUGAAUUUUUAUAUGCCUUGCUUUACAAUGGAGUUUUGUCCUAUCCCAAAAAUGAUCUGCGGUUUCAAAAUCUGUCUUAAAAACAAAUAUGGGCUCAAACUAAAAGUCAAGAGCCAAGACUAACUUAAGUAUGUGGACUGUAAAACUGUACAUCUCUGGACUAUGUGUGCUGUCGUGCUUAUGUCAGACUAUUACAGGGCUUAGCUGUGUCCACUGAUGUGCAGUUAUAGUUUAUUAUCUUAUUGUGCCGUGUGCAAAUGCAGGGCUUUGAUUUGCUUCAUGCUUCUUUAAUAAAGGAGGAGGAGAGGCUGUGUUUUAAGUGUACCAGUGUAAAGUAAAACACGUGUCACACAUAGACUGUAUAAAGACGUGGACUGAGGGAGUUUUCGGUUGCAGCUAAAUAAAUCCAAAUGAGGCUAGCUAGCUGUUCUGUAACCAGGGCCCAUACUUAGAACUAUGGGUGUACAAUCAAAGAGCCAAACAAGGGUGAAGUUGUUGAAAGUAAUCACCCCUUCCCGCUCGCACAGCUUAUUUGGCAGGGACCUCAGGACAAGAAGGCACCUGUUUGUAUUUCACAAUUUUGUCCAUAAAUCAAUAAGCAGAUUAACUACAGAUCAAACACAUUUGUUGAAGGUUUGACAGUUAGAGAGAGGGGAGAUAAUUUAUCAAAAGUCAAUUGGAACUAGAUCUCAAAGGAAUCACUUGGUGCCCAGGCCCACUUCCUAUGUGUAGCUAGCAGGUUAGCUAUGUCCAUUUAUAUAUACAGUCUAUGGUGUCACAGGCUGAAGAGAACAGGUUUGGUCACUGGUCUGGCUGAUCUCAUAUUUAGGCUUAAAGGUGUUGUACCUGAUUUGUGCUGUAUUGAAACUGAAAAAAGAACAAGUUAAUUUGCAGUGGUCCCAAGUUAUUCCUCACCUUAUGCAUUCUGAGAAUCCUAGCCAUGAGCUUAUAAGUGUUUUUCACAGCUUUCAGAGGCCAGAGUGGUAAAGCUAACAUCAAUUGGCAUGCUAACGAGUCCUUUCUCAUUCUUAGACAAUAAAACACUUCAUAAUGAGAUGAGGAUGGUACACAGCAGAUUCAUUUUGACCUCAAGAUCUGCUUAUACAGUAUAUUUGUACUGGGGCAUAACAUAUUUUGCUGAAAUAGAUGGAAAAAAUCAGGUACAGAGCCUCUAAAGACAUAUUGUCUGGGGUCAAGUCUAUCUCCCCGGACUUGGGCGUGACUGACAGGCAGAUUACCCAUGGUAUGGCUGUGAGGCAAGCCUUGGUUGUGAUGUUGGAUUAUGAGGCAUUCGUCUGUCCUGUCACUGAGCAUUGAGUGGACCAAUGACCAAACCCAGGAGUGUUCUGUUUUUACUUAGAGAGAAUUGAAAUUACCAAUUAUAUUUUGGUAAAUAAAUAAUAGGUAUAUUACUACAUACAUGGCAUAUUUUAUUUGAGAUAAAUCAUUUAAACUAAUAGUAUACCAAUGUAUUUCUGCCCAAAGUUACAAAUUUGAAUUGUUUGCAUGGGAUGAUUAUUUUGUAAUUUUUUAAUACUCAGUAUAUGGGUUCAUAUUUUUGCUCCCCAGAUCAAAUGUGGGUUAGCUGGAUGUGUUCUUAUUGUAUACUUCUGUAUACUGUCUAUUUUCCACUGUGUCCUAGAGCUGCCAUAGUACCGUGUUUACAUGCUCAUACCACUGUGCCACAAGAGAGAGGGGGCAGAAAGAGAGAGACAGAGGAAAAGAGAAGGAGACAGAGACAGAGUGAGAGCAGAAGUGAGCAGUAGAAAGCACAAGGACAGGGAGGAGAGAAGCACAUUUUGUAUCCAACAUGUCCAUGAGAAUUGCAACAUAUACAUAUCAUACAUUUGUACAUGUACAUAUAUGUGUACAUGAUCAUAUAUUUGUGCCAUGGGUCAGGUGGCUGUGCCUGGAGCACUGCAAUGGACUUGUGUAAAUGAUAUAUACAGUGUUAUUCUGUUUUUUCUAUACCUUAGCUGGCUGAUUGUACCAGAUGUAUUUACCAGUGUGGUCUGUGCCAUGUUUUAUAGUGAAGAGAGCGGAGCAUUUGGGCUUCUUGCAGGUUUUAUAAGCAGAUCUUUCUGCAGCGCUUUUGUUUAUUUUGCUGCAGGUGGAAAUCAUAUGAAUCAUAUUUUAUUAUUAGAAACAUAAUCCAUUAGCCUGAGAGAAUAAACGUUUAAUGAAACUAUGUAUAGUCAGUGCAUAAAAGAAUGUCUUCUAUUAUAUCACAUUUUCAAGAUCAAAGUCAGUAUCAUGUUUUAUAUUAAUAUUAUACAGUCGUAUUUAUAUCAGGUUAGUAUCACACAGUAAGAGAAGUGUUUUAUUUAUCCUGGACAAAACUGAUAUUAUCUUGAUGGAAAUAGGCCUAAUGCUCCAUGUGCUGUGACAAUCACAGCUAUGGGACGUUAGCUUUAGCUUCACCUAACUAAAGUGGAUCUAUUUAUGUUGGUUCUCACAGCAAAAAUCCACUCAGUGAAACUCAUCUUAUCACUCAUGUUAUGAAAAAAACAUAUUUCAUCCAAAACUGAGACAACUAUAAUGACCAACACUCUGUAGUCAGUCAUUCCGCUGCACCUCAAGGCACUUUUCAAAAGCCUAUUAGCUUUAGCCAUUUUUAGCCUACACCGUAAACACAAUGCUGUCAUUGCCUGAGUUAGAACCUUACCCGAUUUGGCACAAUUUUUCAAACUGUGCAUGGCCAGAUAUGCUGAAGUUCCUGUGGUAACAGUACUUUGGACAAACCUCAUAUGCGAGAUUCAUUUGAUCAAAUUUAUCCUUGGAAUAUAAACUGCUUUACUGAUAAAUACUUGCUCAAAGUCUGUGAACAUUAUGUAUUUAAACUGUAUAAAACGUUACAGCCAGCUUUGAUGAUAAUGGUUUCAAUUUUUUGAUCUUUCAUAAAAAUACAUUUAAGAUUAGUUAUGUGUGACUGCAGCAGACAGAACAUAUAAUAACAUGUUCAAAAGAGUCAAAGGAGUUUAAUUAAAUGGUGCCAAAUUGGGCAAUGACAAAUGCAACAGCCCAGAAUAACUUUAUCUCUGUUAUUCUCUAUUACCUAGUAAAUGUGACCAUAGACAGCUGAAGACAGCAGAAACGGCCUCCAUUGUUUUUACCUAUUUCCCUAAGUAAUGCUAAUGCUAACGCUAAAGCAUUUGUUUGAAUGAAUGUAGGAGUCUAAUCAGUGUGUUAGCUGAAAGCACAUAUAUAUAUUAUUAAAAACUCCAGACGAGUGUCCUUUCCACCUGACAGGUUUCAUAAAUGUUGUGGAUGCACUUUGUAAAUGAGCAUUGUACUCUUUUUAUUGGCAUGGCAGUAGAAUAUAUAUUUAUUUGCUUAUGCAACUAUUAUUAAAUGGAAAGCUUAUUAGUUGUGUUGCUUUGAAAACAAGCCUGACCUUUGCCAAAAUGUUUUUUGUUCUUUUUAACAUGUUGAGAAUUUUGUAGAAAUACUUGGAUAGAUCGUUGGGGAAUUUGUCAAAGAAAUGUCCCAUAAUCACUGUAAUUUGAAAUAAGCCAUUGUUUUACAUUGAACAACUAUUGAACUGUUUAAAUGGAUAUUCUUGAAGGUCAAAAUAUUAAAGAUCAUACUAU
Periophthalmus magnuspinnatus is the source of this 7460-nucleotide messenger RNA. RefSeq names its product phospholipid phosphatase-related protein type 4-like. NCBI's taxonomy places the organism in Eukaryota, Metazoa, Chordata, Actinopteri, Gobiiformes, Gobiidae. The transcript has 11 exons. Gene Ontology annotation, molecular function: phosphatidate phosphatase activity. The record is from RefSeq and is a predicted model, not a curated record. Gene Ontology annotation, biological process: phospholipid metabolic process; axonogenesis; signal transduction. Bases 1 to 3117 code for a protein of 1038 amino acids.